Equus quagga is the source of this 1873-nucleotide messenger RNA. RefSeq names its product claudin 9 (gene CLDN9). Gene Ontology annotation, cellular component: plasma membrane; bicellular tight junction. The transcript has a single exon. Gene Ontology annotation, molecular function: structural molecule activity. The coding region runs from base 778 to 1431 and encodes 217 amino acids. Gene Ontology annotation, biological process: cell adhesion; bicellular tight junction assembly. NCBI's taxonomy places the organism in Eukaryota, Metazoa, Chordata, Mammalia, Perissodactyla, Equidae. The record is from RefSeq and is a predicted model, not a curated record.
UGUGCGAUACUAGGGGAGCUGGGGUGCAUCUGCAUCAGGAAACAAAACGGGGCGGAGAACAAAGGCAGCAGGGGAGGGGCGGCGGGGGGCACUCAGGAGGCAGUGAGGUGCCUCAUUCCUUACUCAGCUCCUGGUCUUCAGUCUCCCCAUUCCUUUGUCUCCGCGUUCCCACAUGCACUGAUGUUCUUUCCUCCCCUCUUCCUUCCUGGUCACAGUACCCCCCACAUUGACCCGGAGGACCCCCUCCCACCCCCAGCCCCACCUCCUCCCUGUAGCUUCGGCUUCCCCAGUCCUGGCCUCCCAGCUCCUCCCCUGCCUCGGCCUUAAAACCCCGCCUGCAGCCUGAGCCAGCAGAGUCCCCAAGUAGCACCUGCAGUGUGUGCACUGCACAGUGUGAACCUGCGCCAGCCUGAAGGUGGGUCGGAAGGGUCUGUGCAAGCUGGGUCAGAGGGGUGGUGGCUGGAUGUGACUGCAGGGGGGCAGGAGCAGCAGCAGCCACCUGGCAUCUGACAGGCAACCGGCCUCUGAGGGGACACUCGCCUCUUAGCUAAGCAGGACCGCGAGGCUGAUUUGUGUUUGUCGAGGGUCAGAGACACACCUGUGAGGGGCACGGAGCAAGGAGGUGCCUUUCAAGAGCCCACAGAUGUGAGGACUGUCCAGGCCUGAGAACGCCAACUUCCCCUUCUGCUGGGCGCCAAGACCCUCACCCAGUGUCUGCCCCACCCCUCCGAGUCAACCAGGCUGCCAACGGUUGAGAAGACCUAACCGAGGGCACAGAUGGCUUCAACUGGUCUUGAACUACUGGGCAUGACCCUGGCCGUGCUGGGUUGGCUGGGGACCCUGGUGUCCUGUGCCCUGCCCCUGUGGAAGGUGACUGCAUUCAUCGGCAACAGCAUCGUGGUGGCCCAGGUGGUGUGGGAGGGGCUGUGGAUGUCCUGCGUGGUGCAGAGCACGGGCCAGAUGCAGUGCAAGGUGUACGACUCGCUGCUGGCACUGCCCCAGGACCUGCAGGCAGCCCGCGCCCUCUGUGUCAUUGCCCUUCUGCUGGCCUUGCUCGGGCUGCUGGUGGCCAUCACGGGGGCCCAGUGCACUACCUGCGUGGAGGACGAAGCUGCUAAGGCCCGCAUCGUGCUCACCGGCGGUGUCAUGCUUCUUCUCUCGGGCAUCUUGGUGCUCAUCCCCGUCUGCUGGACGGCCCACGCCAUCAUCCAGGACUUCUACAACCCCUUGGUGGCCGAGGCCCUCAAGCGGGAGCUGGGGGCCUCCCUCUACCUGGGCUGGGCAGCAGCUGCCCUGCUCAUGCUGGGCGGGGGCCUCCUCUGCUGCACAUGCCCCCCGCCCCAGAUCGACCGCCCCCGCGGACCGAGGCUGGGCUACUCCAUCCCCUCUCGCUCCGGCGCGUCUGGGCUGGACAAGAGGGACUACGUGUGAGGUGGAGGGUGUCCCCAGAAGACUUGACCUUAUGCUGACACCCUGCUUAACCCUUGCCUUCUACUGUCAACCCCUCCCCAGGUGAAAUCCACUUUCCAGAAGCUCCAGUCAGGUCUGGCUGCACCCACACCCACCUCAUGGCCUGCCCCCACCUCUACUCAGGCAGGGCCUGAGCUGAUGGGGGACCCUGGCCUGCCUCCGCCUCGCCUGACAAGUUGCUUCCUUCUGCUGUCUAGGACACAGGCUGGCCCUCCUCUUCCUCUCUGAGCCCUCCCCUACUCUAGGAACCUGGACCUCACCCAAAGGGCAGUAGCUCCUUGGCUCCAAAAUGAGUGGAUCAUGCUCUCCCUGCUCUGGAGUUGGUCUCUGCCAGCCUAGCCACCACCUACAUCCAGAGGCCCGGGCCAGGCCCUCUGGGAGCAGCCAGUCUCCCUCAGGCCAG